CUCAUCUGAGAGGAGAUGCUGGGAAUCAGGAUGCGGUGCAGCGUGUAGGUAUUUACAGGACGUCCCCGCGGAAGUUGCUCUCGACCUCCUCUAAGGUCGCCGAGGUCGAUGCCCGUCCAGAGGGCGGAGGGGAAGGUGCCUGCGGCCCUUUCUCGACCACCGUGAAGGAUUCGAGGAGGAGGUGGCGGCGCGGCUGUGGAGGAGCAAGUCGGAAGAUGUUAGCGGCGGUGCGACGAAAACGAAUGGAGCUGAUGCCAUUCCGGGCGCGACGAGAGCGCCGACCAUGUUCUCGUUCGAAAUUCGAGGAGGUUGGAGAAGAAGCCUAGUGGUCAAAAACUAUAUGAUAAAAGCUUAAGAUGGCAGCAUCAAAGAUUCAAGCUCUAUGGAAUCACCCAGCGGGCCCUAAAACCAUCCAUUUUUGGGCCCCAACAUUUAAGUGGGGAAUUAGUAUCGCAAAUGUUGCAGACUUUGCUAAGCCACCUGAAAAGAUUUCUUAUCCUCAGCAAGUUGCUGUUGCUUGCACUGGUCUCAUCUGGUCACGUUACAGCACAGUUAUUACACCUAAAAACUGGAACCUCUUUAGCGUGAAUGUUGCGAUGGCUGGAACAGGCAUUUAUCAACUUUCUCGCAAGAUUCGGCACGAUUACUUCUCUGAGGUAGAAGAAGUACCAGCAAAAGAAUGAAGGUUCAAAUUGACAAUGUCCAUGUGGGAGCGUCGGCGAUGAUGGAUCCUGUCUUAUGAUUUCUGUUCAAAUAAUAUGUCCUCUUUGCAUCUCAAGCACAGGGGCAUAAAACCCUGGCAUAAUUCUAUGGUGGCAACCUCUCUUUUUGUCCCAAUCUUGUUUUUUUUUUAUUUGGAUCUGGUUUUUCUUCCCAUCUGACAACUGCUGAAUUUUUAGCUUCUAUAACUUGACGAUACACCUGCAAACAAUAAAAAUAAAUUUGAUC
Molecule: messenger RNA, 948 nt
Organism: Musa acuminata AAA Group (dessert banana)
Lineage: Eukaryota; Viridiplantae; Streptophyta; Magnoliopsida; Zingiberales; Musaceae
Product: mitochondrial pyruvate carrier 4
Exons: 6
Coding region: 357-683 (108 amino acids)
Biological process (GO): pyruvate import into mitochondria
Cellular component (GO): mitochondrial inner membrane
Source: RefSeq, a predicted model, not a curated record